AUUUAAUUGAUGUAUACUGCAAUAUUAGAGGUGAACUGUAAAAUCCACAUUGUGGAAGAAAACCCCCUCAGACACGGAGAAAACACCCACAUUCACAAAACCAGGACCAAGAAUCAAACACAGAACCAUGAAAUUAGGAGGGUACAGUGAACAUGGGUAUGAUCUGCAUUAAUUAUUCUUCUUAUAUGCUAUCAAGUCCAUGGUGACCAUAUUUACAGCAUUCCUUUAAAAUGUCCUGUCUUCUGCCUGGGUUAUAAUUAACCAGUUGCCCGUCCAUCACAGGGCACAUACACAGCCUAACUGCAUGGUUAUAGACUGUGCAAAACCUACAUGACAGGGGUAGAACAUGCAAACUCCACACACACAGGAUGCAAACCUCCAACUUCAGAGGUGUGAUGAAACAAUGUCGCUUUAUGGUUUUUCUAGCUGUCAGUGGAUCCAGGGUCUCCGUAAACUAGGACAGGGUAAUGUCCAGGGUAAACACCCUUAUGCUAACAAUAAAAAUGCAUUACUUACAUUCAAGCUAUUCAGCCUAACCCAUACUAUGACUGUCCUGUGUUGUCUCCCAGGGUACGACUCUGUGGUGACAGGUAGCCCCUCCUCAUAGUUUAUUUUAUUGGCUGAGCUGAGUGAUGAGUCAGUCUCCACAGCAGCAGGUCACUUCUGUCCAUUAUAUGCUCCAUUCGUCAUUAACGCCUCUUUAAAUGGACAGGGACCAUUGCACCCGGACUUGCAUGGGGGUCGGGGAGCCCUCUGACGCAACCGCACAUUCCUGGCUGCUGAAGUUACGAAAACACAUAAUGGUCAGGGUUUCCGCCCCUGAUGUGUGUGCUGUAGGGAGGCAUGACCAGGGCACUUUAAAGCUCCCUGCUUUAAGCUGACGUUGUGUAGAGGGUCACACAUGCCCUGUUUUCUUACUGUCCUACAUGAGUGACUUAUAAAUAAUAUUUAUUUAGCCCUCUCCAUUCUCCCUAACUCUGCCCCCGCAAACCACUCUGAUUCAUGAAGGUUACCUAUUUGACUAGGAUGAUUUUAAACUUGAGCAUUUAAUCGCUUGAGUGGAACAUUGACUGCUCUCUUCUCUCUGUGGGUCAUCAGGGCUUGGGAGAGGUUUCUACCUGUGGUCUAUUGGGCUACAGUCAACACAAGGAGGAAGGUCUUUGCACCACUCUGGAGCACAGGAUUGUAAUAAAGGGCAUUUACUCUAGGAUUAUAUGUAGGUGUUAGGAGGUUUUAUCAAAAGCUACUUGCACAGCUUAUAGGUUUUUUUGGAAGCCAUUCAAAUUAGGUUGUUACUCAUGGCAAUUUUUUGAAUUUGAACCCAUGGAUCCAGCCGACCACCAUGCAGCCUGUUGUUCUGGAGAAUCUGCUGGAUGAGGUGGUGCAGUAGCAUCGUGGCUGAUGGGAACAGAUUUAUACAAAUGUGAUUGGCUGAACACUGGGGCGUGUGACCGGAAUGGAGAGGUUUGGGGGACCCACAGGGCCCAUUCACACUUCGCAAAGUUUUCCGACGGUCCCCGUCUCCCGGCCUGAUAGCAGACCACAGGAGAUGAGCUAAUGUGAGCUAAUGUUUUGUUCCGGAUCAGGGAGCAUUACCCUGAAGGCCUAACAACACCACUCCCCCCACCCCAGAUCCGUCUCCUAUCCAGACAGUAGUGGAGCAGCUGAGGUAGGCGUGAGAUGGACAAACUAACCUCACAUGUACACACCUGCGGUGUGGCCAUAAAAGUCUGAUCCAUUCUUUAUGAGUUUCCUCUACCCAAAUAGGCGAAAAUCCUGGCUAAACUGCCCUAGGCCUGGAUGAGGCCUACAUGAAGUCACAGUGCGGAUGCAGUGCUGCUGGAACCAUACUGACAUCAUUGGGAGUUUCUCCGAGGGAAGGAUGAGGACAGGGGUCAUCGCAAGAGGAGGGCCACACUGUCCAACUGGCUUAGUGUGAAUUGGGACUUCUGGGAUGCUACUUGGUAACAAGCUUGGUCCUGAGAGACCAGAAUCAUUCAUGUUAACAGUAUCCCAACAGGAAAGUCAAGCAGACUCUAUCCUAUAGCAAAAUUCUGUGAGGUUCAGUGCAGGUUAGAACUGUGCCUGUGAUCCGAUGGUGAGUGGUUUAAAUCCCAGGGUCGGCCGAGUGAUUUCACCAUUAGGCCCUUGAGAAAGGUCCUUAACCCCAACUGCUUCAGGGACUGGCUAACCCUGCUCUCUCAGCUGUAUGUUACUUUGGAUAAAGGUAUCUACUAAAUAAGCAAAGGCAGUAUUUUACUGUGGUGGUAGGUACCUUGUCGUGUAAUGUAUUCCCUUUUGGAAUGUUGAAAUAAAAUAGUGUUUUGAAAGCCUUGGUGUGGAUAUUAGCGCUGGAAUUGUUAGCGUGAUGAUUACUGACGGCAUUCUGCCAGGAUCAUAGUCUUAUAUCUUGGUGUGCUGUGACUUCCGUGGGUCUUUAUGACUUUCCUCCACAUUUCGUCUGUUAGUCAUACCAGGAUGUGUCAGUGUUUCUAUCGUUUUAGAGGUCAUGCCCACUGGAGCGAGGAACUGUUUGCUCCAGAGUGCCAGAGUUAUGCCAAGACAACCUUUUUCCCCACACCGCCUUCACCCCCCCGAGACCCCGGCGCCGCCCGCCCUCCUGUUCGGCCCACAGCGCCCCUCAUCAGGGCUGCGCCUGGCUCAUAAAGUAUCGGGGGUAUAAAAUGGAGCUACUUUGGGCUGAGGGAAGAUUCUGAGAGACGACCAUGAGCGCAAUGGCAGGACAGCUGGCUCUGGCUCUUUUGAUGGGGACUGUGCUUUGGACCACCUGCCCAGGGGCUCCGACACAAUGUCACUUCAACUUCCGAGCAUCGUGUCAGUACCAGGGUACCUUCUACUCCCUGGGCGAAUCCUGGACCACCGCCGAAUGCCUCCAGUGCACGUGUCUGCAUCCAGUGGGCGUCGGCUGCUGCGAGACCGUCCAGCACCCAGUGGACUUCCCCGCUUGGUGUGAGGUCCGUGUGGAACCAGAGACCUGCAGGGCCACGCUGGUGCAGACCGCAGACCCCCGCCUUCCAUGCGUCUCCAGUGGGGAGGACAACCUGGACCCCAAGCACAGGACCCUGCCCAUCAGCCUGGGGGUGUAGGUGGGACCCCCUCCCCAAACCCCAGCUCUUCUCCAUAUCCAUCUAUGUAAUCAAGCUUGUCCUCAAAUACAUCUGUAGUGCAUCAGAGAAACACACUGAAAUGAAGAGUUCUGAAGAUGGUGGAACCUUUGACAUUAGGGUUGGGCGGCUCUAGGUCCACCGGGGGUGCUAGCGCUGCCCCUUGAAGGGAUUUGAGCAGAACCAGAGCACACCAGCACACACAGCUGUGCAGACACACUUAAGUCCAUGUUAGAGUAGCGUUCCACCUUAAAAGGGUCUGCACUUCUGAACGCCGUUCAGCUUCCGCUUCUGCACACAGCCCUGCCUGCACUGGUAUACAUGCAUCUGUAUUACUGCAUCUGUACUCUGAACUGCUUAA
This is a messenger RNA of Paramormyrops kingsleyae, 3486 nucleotides long. RefSeq names its product microseminoprotein, prostate associated 1 (gene msmp1). The record is from RefSeq and is a predicted model, not a curated record. Gene Ontology annotation, cellular component: cytoplasm. Lineage: Eukaryota; Metazoa; Chordata; Actinopteri; Osteoglossiformes; Mormyridae.